GUGAAUAAUGCAGGUUGUACGAUCAAAACAAGAGAAAAACAAGAAGAUGGACUUGAAGAGAAUUUUGCAACCAACACUCUUGGAACUUACAUCCUAACAACUGAAUUAAUUCCUCUACUUAGUAAAUCUAGUGAAGGCAGAGUGAUAACUGUAUCAUCAGGUGGCAUGUACACAGCAAAACUAAACAUUGAGGAUUUUAACAGUGAUAAGAUGAGCGAGUUUGAUGGUACUUUUGUCUGUGCUCAAAAUAAG
Anneissia japonica is the source of this 252-nucleotide messenger RNA. Its product is annotated as dehydrogenase/reductase SDR family member 12-like. The transcript has 2 exons. The annotation marks the transcript as partial. NCBI's taxonomy places the organism in Eukaryota, Metazoa, Echinodermata, Crinoidea, Comatulida, Comatulidae. The record is from RefSeq and is a predicted model, not a curated record.